UGUGAGGUGAACAAAACCUGCGGGGGCCGUACCAUCCGCGCGGAUGGUUGUUCCCUCACAUCCCCCGAAUUCAACGGACGGCGCAUGCGAGAACUUGCGAGGAAGAACGAGAGACAUUGGGAAAGAGUGAAAGCAGGUAACUGGUGACGCUGCUACAAUCGAUAAUGAGCACUGGAGCGACAACAACUGCGGCCAGCUCUUCUGACCUUCCUGCGGCUGGAGAUGCUCCGCAAUUGCCGUCAGAACCUGACAGUUCAGCCAGCAACAAUGACCUAGCAGGUACUCAAGAGACUGGCAGUGCUUUAGAUCGGUCGGCUGUCCAGCAAAGCACAGGAAACAAAGACCAGCCGGCGGAUGGUGGUAGCGGACAGAGUCAUGUCGAGCUGGAUGAGUUUGGUCUCCCGAUUCGUGUGUUCUCGAAGCCUUCACGCCCUGUAAACGAUUCAUUAGGGGAAUCCGAAGCAUUCAGUGAAGCGGCAGAUCAAAUAACCGAGAAGGAGAAGCCAGGCAACAAGGAGGAGAAGCAGACGAGCAACGAAGAAAAUCCAUCUAGCCAGCAGUCGCAGCCGGCUGAACAGUCAAAACCUGGCAGUGAACCGAGAAAACAGAUACAUGCGGCGGAUAUCGGCACAUAUACGCAGUCGCAGGAGUCCAAUGUGAGCUCUGGACCGGUCGAUUCUGGGGCUUCCGGCGAAAGUGAAAAAGACAAAGAGACAGCAAAAGACAUCUCAGCAGGAGAGAAGACGGAGGCGGACAAGACUCACCCUGAAGAGCAAGACGACAAGCUAUUGGAUAAGGAGCAACAACCUCAGGCCGCUACCGCUGAGGAUGCCUCGCACAGCGAUCCUUCUCAGAAGCGACACAGCAGUGCCAAACCUUCGGAAUGGUCGCACCAAGGACUUGUGUUGCAUCACGAUUCGGAGGAGGAAUCGGAGGAAGAGGAGGAAGGUGAUUGGCAACCCAUGCCGGCUCUUGGGGAAUUUGAUGUUUAUGAUGACUAUGGCCGGCUGGUCGCUCGUGGUGCAAAGCAGGAGGACGAUGAAGCUGUGUAUCAAGGGCUAGGUGGAGCUGGGAAAGGAUACACUCGAGUACAGCUUGAUGAAGAUGCUCAAUCGGCCACUAGCAUGGACGAGGAUACCAGCUACCUUUUCAAAGAAAAUGGUCAUACUGUUGGCGUUGAUGAGGAAUUGAGGGAUCCUACGACCCAGCUUCAAGCCACGAAAGAUCUCUUGACGGAAGGCCAGAGAAUCGCGUAUGUUGGUGUGACAAGGUUGUCCAUAUAUCAGAUGGAUGAGGAACUUCGGAGUAUUGUGACAACGAGAGGAAGCAAAAAGGCCCUGCAAGGUGCAUCGGAUUCGAUAAAGAAGUGGGGUCAAAUGAUGAUGGCUCGACUUUACGCUCAUAUGGACAUCGACACUGCGGAACAAAUUAUGAUUGAACAACUGGCUGAUCAUGGUGUGCAACCGGCAGAUCUUGUUCGGCCACUGAUGCAAAACGCUCGAGUUAAGAACCCGAUGGCAGAGGAGCUUAACUCUCCAAAAAAGUCAACAUCGAUGCCUGCGUCACCGGCUUCCAGGGAUCUCGGGGCCAGUCGUUCUACUCCAACUGACGAUUCCUUCGAUUUAUCCUCACCUCCACCCUAUGAAGAGCACAAGGACGAUGAAUUGCCGGAAGUUCGAACACCGUCCCAGCUCCCAACUUCGCAAAACAUCGAUAUUGACCUUCGCUGGACCGUUCUUUGCGACCUCUUCUUGGUCCUAAUUGCGGACUCCACAUAUGAUUCCCGCUCACGACGUCUAUUGGAGAGGGUUGGUGAGGCCAUGGAUGUGCCAUGGGUGCAGAUCUGUCGCUUUGAAAAGAGAGUCAUCGACGCGUUGGAGAUGCAAGAAGAAAGCGCCAAUACCAAGGAAACGUGGGAUGAAGCGGAGAACAUGGAACAACGCCGCAAAAAGGCACUGAAGAAAAAGUACAUGAUAAUGGGUCUCGCUACUGUGGGCGGUGGCCUAGUCAUAGGUCUCUCUGCCGGGCUGCUGGCUCCCGUUAUAGGCGCUGGUCUUGCAGCAGGUUUCACUACUAUUGGUAUCUCCGGAACAGGUGCCUUCUUGGGGGGCGCCGGUGGGACUGCUUUAAUUGCCUCCGGAGCGACGCUUACAGGAAGCACGAUCGGUAUCAGAGCUUCGCACAGGCGUACUGGUGCUGUAAAGACAUUUGAAUAUCGUCCUUUACACAAUAACAAGAGGGUCAACCUGAUUGUUACAGUUUCUGGCUGGAUGACUGGUAACGUCGACGAUGUCCGCUUGCCAUUCAGUACUGUAGAUCCGAUUAUGGGCGAUUUGUAUUCAGUGCUCUGGGAGCCAGAGAUGCUGCGAAGUAUGGGUGAUACAAUUAACAUUCUCGCAACAGAGGCUCUGACCCAAGGACUGCAACAAGUACUUGGCAGCACUGUCCUUGUAGCACUCAUGGCAUCGCUGCAACUACCUAUUGUGUUGACCAAGCUGGCCUACUUGAUCGAUAAUCCUUGGAACGUGUCUCUAGUCCGUGCAAACGCGGCUGGUCUGAUUCUGGCCGACUCCCUAAUGGCCAGGAAUCUUGGGAAUAGACCUGUUACGUUGAUUGGAUUCUCUCUUGGCGCUCGAGUUAUCUUCUCUUGUUUGAAGGAGCUUGCAAAUAGAGGUGCCUACGGGCUGGUACAAAAUGUGUAUCUUUUCGGUUCCCCAGUUGUGGCCAAAAAGGAUGAAUACCUGAGAGCGCGAAGUGUCAUUUCAGGUCGAUUUGUCAAUGGCUAUGCGUCUAAUGAUUGGAUUCUGGGGUAUCUGUUCCGUGCCACCAGUGGUGGAAUUAUGCAAGUUGCAGGCCUUGCACCCGUACAGGGUAUCCCUGGUCUGGAAAACAUUGAUGUCACCAAUCUUGUCAAUGGCCAUAUGGCCUACCGUGCAGCAAUGCCUCGAAUUCUCCGUGAGGUUGGCUGGGAAGUGCUUGAUGACGAGUUUGCGGAAAUCGAGGACCCCGAUCCCGAAAACCAUGCUGAACGGCAACGGGAGCUGAUUCGAGAGAUCGACGAAGCCCGCAGAGAGGCAGAGCAGAAGCCAGAGAAGAGACGCUUUGGUUUCUUCAAGCGUGGCAAGCUAGCGGAAAAGAAAGCAUGGGAGACGUACGACCCGGACAAAGCCGAGACAGGGCGUCGCGAUUCUGUCGACAGCUCGAGCACCAGAGCGGGAAGCGUUCUCUUUGAUAUUGAUGCUAUCCGUAACGAAUUAGCAGGCGAGCAAAUCGAGGUCAAGCAGCUAGAAUCCACAUUACCUCCUAUGAAAGUGGAACUGGGUUCAUCUAGCAAACCAUCAUCACCAUCGACAGUAGAGCGACCAGCAACUAUGCAACACAGCAAGAGUGCAGAUGCCAGCCUUCCUGUACCUAAGAUUCCCAGUUCUCCCGACACCAAGUCCCCUCACGACCCAUACUCGCACCCCGAGGAAGAAGAGAUCCAAAUGACCUUCGAUACUUCCUACAGCGGUCACGACCACCACUCUUCAACUUUCUCAAGAUCGCAAGACGAAUUUUCAUCCCCUCCAUCUUCCAGGCCAGGGCUCCAUUCCUCCGCCACCAUGCCUGCCGCUGUCGGUAUCGGGGCUGGAGCUGUUGUAGGCGGAGCCUUGGGUCUGGGCCUCGAAGAGAAUGCCUGGGCCCAGGAUGAUUUCGGCCAUGGAGGCGACGACGAAAUCCAAAUGACGUUUGAGUGAGGAAGUCAAAGAGUUCUAGAAGUCGCAUCGUUUUCUUUGCCCUCCCGGCUUUAGAGAAGGAGAUCGGGAUGAGAAAGGCUAUGAUCCUUAUUUUAAUACCCCCCACCUUUUUCUUUUCUUUUGCGUUCCGUUUUAUA
This is a messenger RNA of Paecilomyces variotii, 3874 nucleotides long. RefSeq names its product DUF726 domain protein. The transcript is spliced from 2 exons. Bases 165 to 3737 code for a protein of 1190 amino acids. NCBI's taxonomy places the organism in Eukaryota, Fungi, Ascomycota, Eurotiomycetes, Eurotiales, Thermoascaceae. The record is from RefSeq and is a predicted model, not a curated record.